Theobroma umbraticum is the source of this 1410-nucleotide messenger RNA. RefSeq lists its product as uncharacterized. NCBI's taxonomy places the organism in Eukaryota, Viridiplantae, Streptophyta, Magnoliopsida, Malvales, Malvaceae. Gene Ontology annotation, biological process: regulation of DNA-templated transcription. The record is from RefSeq and is a predicted model, not a curated record. Gene Ontology annotation, molecular function: double-stranded DNA binding.
AGUUUCCAAAAACUUCAGUUGAGGGUUUUAAAUUUAUAACAUAAAUUAAAUGAACGUACUGUGAGAUAGACGCAUGAAGCAGAGAGACGUGGUAUUCGGGAAGCGAAAAGUUGGAAGCUUUAGCGUUUGAGUUUCAAGAGCAGCCUCCUGUCCCUGUCUGGGUUCAAAGUUGAAAGCUUUUAGGGUGAGUUUGUUUUCUUUCCGAGUAGCUUAAUUUGUUUCUUUUCCAAAAUGUUUAAUCUUUCCAGGAAAACCAGUAGCCUUUUUCAUAGGCUUUCAUACAUUGUUAUGAACAAUUCCUCCUCAAACUCACACUUAUUUCUUAGGGUUAGAUGCAUCUCAAACACUUGUUCAGACCCAUCUCAAUCUUUUGCCUUCUCUUACCUCAUAGACAAAUUUGGGUUCUCCCAAAAAUCUGCCUUGGCAGCUUCCAAGUAUCUCCUUUUUAAAACCCCAGAUAAACCUGAUUCUGUCAUCGCAUUUUUGGAGAAACAUGGGUUUUCAAAAACCCAAAUCCAACAAAUCGUCAAGCUUCGGCCGCCUGUGCUGUAUUGUAAUGUUGAGAAUAACAUUUUGCCCAAACUGGAGUUUUUCCGAUCUAGAGGUGUUUCAAGCCCUGACCUUAUCAAACUCUUAUCUUGCAACCCCAGAAUUUUUUGUCGUAGCUUAGAGAAUCAGAUUAUGCCUUGUUUCAAUUAUCUUAGCAAUCUGCUCCAAUCUGAUGAAAAGGCUGUUAAAUCUCUGAAACGCUAUCCAUAUCUUGUCUCAUGUAAUUUUGAUGCGUAUAUAUUACCUAAUAUCAAUACUCUGCUGGACAAUGGAGUGCCUGAAUCAAAUAUCAGAGCAAUGUUUCUUCAACACCCUAGAUCAUUUGUCAUGAUCCCUGAUCGGUUUAAGGAGAUUGUGAAGGAAGUGAAGGAAAUGGGGUUUGAUCCUAUGCUAACAAAAUUUCUUGGUGCUGUCAUUAUGUUCAGAAAAAUGAGCAAAUCUACCUUAGAGAGAAAGUUGGAUGUCUGCAAGAAGUGGGGUUGGUCUGAGCAAGAAAGUUGGGAUGCUUUUUGCAAGAAUCCAUACUGUAUGGAAGCAUCACAGGAGAAGAUUACGGCAAUAAUGGAUUUUCUUGUGAACAAAAUGGGUUUUCAGUCUUUGCUCAUUGCUGAUCAACCAUAUGUUCUAGGUCGGAGCUUGAAGAAGCGAAUUGUUCCGAGGGGUUUGUUUGCUCAAGAUUUGUUAUCAAAAGGUUUAAUUAAGAAGUUUACCUUGUCUGGAUUGUUUGACACUUCAGAAAAGGUAUUCAUUCAGAGGUUUAUUAACCGAUAUGAAGACAUAGCACCACAGCUGCUAAAGCUGUACAAAGAAAAAUUGGAUCUUGCAAUAGGAGGCAAAUAUUGAAAAGGGUAUUUGUAGAAU